Penicillium chermesinum is the source of this 1314-nucleotide messenger RNA. RefSeq names its product NAD(P)/FAD-dependent oxidoreductase. The transcript has 7 exons. Bases 1 to 1314 code for a protein of 437 amino acids. Lineage: Eukaryota; Fungi; Ascomycota; Eurotiomycetes; Eurotiales; Aspergillaceae. Gene Ontology annotation, molecular function: flavin adenine dinucleotide binding; sarcosine oxidase activity; saccharopine oxidase activity. The record is from RefSeq and is a predicted model, not a curated record.
AUGGCUCAUUCCCGGACCAGCACAAAAGUCAUCGUGGUCGGUGGAGGUGGCACGAUAGGCUCUUCCACUGCCUUGCAUCUCAUACGAUCCGGAUACACCCCUUCGAACGUCACGGUGCUGGAUGUAUAUCCCAUCCCAUCCGCGCAAUCCGCUGGCUAUGAUCUCAAUAAGAUUAUGAGUGUCAGGCUGCGCAACCCAGCCGACUUGCAGCUGUCUCUCGAAGCCCUGGACAUGUGGAAACAUGAUCCACUGUUCAAGCCCUUCUUCCACAAUGUGGGCAUGCUGGAGUGUUCUUCCUCCGAAGAGGGAAUAAAGGGCCUGGCCGACAAAUACCAAGCUCUUCUUGAUGCGAAUGUCGGCUUCGAGAAGACCAAUUUGAAGCUGGAAACCGAAGAAGAGAUCAUAGCUAAGGCCCCAUUCUUCCACAAAGAGCAAAUAAAGGGAUGGAAAGCAUUGCUUUGCGAAGACGGGGGUUGGCUCGCUGCAGCAAAAGCCAUAAAUGCUGUGGGUCGAUAUCUCAAGGACCAAGGCGUGAAGUUCGGGUUUGGAAAAGCAGGGACAUUUCUUAGGCCCUUAUUUGCUGCUGACGGCGUCACCUGCAUUGGCGUGGAAACGGCGGAUGGAACCAAAUAUUACGCUGACAAGGUCAUCCUAGCCACUGGUGCAUGGAGUCCCACAUUGGUCGACUUAGAAGAUCAAUGUGUUUCGAAGGCCUGGGUGUUUGCUCAUAUUCAACUCACGCCGCAAGAAGUAGCCCAAUACAAGAAUGCGCCCGUCGUAUAUGACGGCGAGUACGGAUUUUUCUUUGAGCCAAACGAACAUGGCGUAAUAAAGGUCUGCGAUGAGUUUCCUGGCUUCACGCGAUUCAAAAUCCACCGACCUUUUGGCGCCUCUACCUCAAAGCUCGUAUCUGUUCCUCGAUCGCACGCCAAACACCCACAAGAUACAUAUCCUGACGCCUCGGAAAAAACCAUUCGAAAGGCGAUUGCAAGAUUCAUGCCGCAAUUCGAGAACAAAGUCUUAUUUAACAGAGCUAUGUGUUGGUGUACAGACACCGCCGAUGCCAGCUUGUUGAUUUGUGAGCACCCACGUUGGAAGAACUUUAUAUUGGCCACGGGCGACAGCGGUCAUUCGUUCAAACUCUUGCCAAAUAUCGGGAAACAUGUUGUUGAAUUGAUCGAAGGAACUCUGGCGCCGCAUUUGACCAAGGCUUGGAUGUGGAGGCCAGGUGGUGAUGCCCUCCGAUCAAGGCGUGCUGCUCCUGCCAAAGAUCUAGCAGAUAUGCCAGGCUGGAAUCAUGAUGCGAAAAUGUAA